Dichomitus squalens LYAD-421 SS1 is the source of this 1081-nucleotide messenger RNA. Its product is annotated as lysophospholipase. Gene Ontology annotation, molecular function: lipase activity. The record is from RefSeq and is a predicted model, not a curated record. The transcript is spliced from 7 exons. Bases 58 to 1014 code for a protein of 318 amino acids. Gene Ontology annotation, cellular component: membrane. Lineage: Eukaryota; Fungi; Basidiomycota; Agaricomycetes; Polyporales; Polyporaceae.
UCACGUCUCAGCACAUCCUGGUAACUGAUUCAGGCUAGCGACCGCUUUUGAAGGAACAUGACGACCCCAUCCGGAGAGUCCACUCCCUCGGCCGUAUACAACGAAGCCUGGCUCCCCGGCCCAUCUUCCACGCAGUUCUACACCCGGACUUAUCCCUCCUCUGACUCCCGCGCUGUCCUCGUCUUCGUGCACGGCUUCGCGGAGCACGUCGGCAGGUACGAGUGGGCGCACGCUGAGUACGCGAAGCGCGGGAUCACGGUCUUCACGUACGAUCAGCGUGGGUUCGGGCGCACUGCACUCGACAAAGAGAAGAAGAGCAAGGAGAGCGCGUAUGGGAAGACGAGUAGGGUGGAGCAGCUGAGGGAUAUCGAGUGGUGGGUGAAGCAUGUUAGGAGGGAGUUCCAGGGGCUGCCGGUGUUCUUGAUGGGGCAUUCGAUGGGCGGUGGGCUCGUGCUUGCGUUCGGGACGCGGACGACCGCGCCCCCAGAAAGGGAGACGCUUUCGCUGCUCACUGGAGUGAUCGCGUCGAGUCCGCUUGUCCACCAGACCUACCCCGCGUCGAAGAUACUCAGGUAUAUUGGAGGCAAGGCGAGCACUUUGUUCCCGCACUUGCUCAUCGACGCGCCUGUCCCCGUCGAGGAUCUAUCCCAUGACCCGCUUGCGAACUUGGCGAGCGUCAAUGACCCCUGGAUUAUUCAGAAGGGGUCCCUGAAGGGAUUGCAUGACAUGCUGAGCGGCGGCGAACAGCUUCUAGCAGGCGACUACAAGCAUUGGUCGCGGAAUCUUCCACUGCUCGUUGUCCAUGGCGAUGUCGACAGGGUCACCUCAUUCAAGGCAUCAAAGGAGUUCUUCGAUAAGGUUGACGCCGAGGAUAAGACGUUUACCCCGUUCGAGGGCGGGUUCCACGAGCUGGUGCAUGAGCCGGACGGGGUGAAGGAGAAGUUCGUGGAGUGCUGCAUUUCGUGGGUGUUGAAACACGUAGAGACCGGGAGUGGGCCGGCGUCGAAGUUGUGAUGGCUGUUGAUGGAUUGUAUUUCCGGGCGUUGUGAUCAUGUCCGUGGGCGAAUUGGAUACGCUAUGC